Paramecium primaurelia is the source of this 400-nucleotide messenger RNA. The record is from the annotation of a GenBank genome assembly. NCBI's taxonomy places the organism in Eukaryota, Ciliophora, Oligohymenophorea, Peniculida, Parameciidae.
AUGAUUGUACAAAAAUAAACUUCAGGUUCAGGUGGAUUCAAGAUGCCAGCUGAAAUAGUAAGAGGAAAGAAAUAUUAUCAAUAAAAUAUCAAUAAUUACUUUCCAACAAAGGAUGAGCUGUUUAAUUAGUUGGGAAUUAUGUCUGAUAAUGACUUGAUUAAAAUGAAUGAUCAUAAAGGAGAUCAUCUGGGAAUUUUUAAAUAAUUUAUAUAGGAAAAAGUAAAGAGACUAUUUUAUAUCAAUAUAGUAAGAGUAAUUAAAUUACUUGCCAUCUAAACCUCCAACUCCUUUAGUGAUUAAAUAGAUAGAAAAUAAAUACUUAAAGAUUGAUUUCUUAAGAAUUAGAGAAAAUGUUAGAGGAGCAUAGAUAAUAAAUUAAUCCAUUUGCAGAAUAAUAUGA